Messenger RNA from Myripristis murdjan (pinecone soldierfish), 2064 nucleotides. RefSeq names its product acetylcholinesterase-like. Lineage: Eukaryota; Metazoa; Chordata; Actinopteri; Holocentriformes; Holocentridae. The record is from RefSeq and is a predicted model, not a curated record. Gene Ontology annotation, cellular component: plasma membrane. Gene Ontology annotation, biological process: choline metabolic process; acetylcholine catabolic process. Gene Ontology annotation, molecular function: acetylcholinesterase activity. The transcript is spliced from 9 exons. The coding region runs from base 5 to 1789 and encodes 594 amino acids.
UUCCAUGGCGACAGCCUCUCAUUUUAAACACAUUACUAUUCUUCUUCAUUCCCUGUUGCUCCAUUUCCUCACUGCGUCAUUGGCCACACAAGAUGAUCUUGUAAUCAACACCGAAAAUGGGAGGGUUCGAGGGACGUUGCUCUCUGGAGUGGGCGGAGAUGUCAGAGCAUUCCUGGGAAUUCCUUAUGGACAACCACCUUUAGGGAAACUGAGAUUCCGAGCCCCAGUACCGGUAGAAACAUGGCAUGGGGUGAAGGAUGUCACUAAGCUCCCAGAUGCGUGCUAUCAGCUGUUGGACACAAAGUUUCCAGGAUUCAGUGGGUCAGAAAUGUGGAAUCCAAAGACUCCUCUGAGUGAGGACUGUCUCUACCUAAAUGUCUGGUCCCCACGUCUCAACCGCACCCAGCCCCAAGCCUCGGGAUUGGCUGUCCUUGUCUGGAUUUAUGGAGGCGGGUUCAGUACAGGGACAUCAACUCUGGACAUAUAUAAUGGGUUCUUUUUGAGCAGAUCAGAAGGCGUUGUUGUAGUGUCCAUGAAUUACAGACUUGGAGCUUUUGGCUUCCUGUCACUUCCUGAUAGCAACAGUAUCCGGGGCAAUGCGGGUCUGCUGGACCAGCAAUUGGCCCUCCAGUGGGUAGCCAAUAAUAUUGCUGGUUUUGGAGGUGAUCCUUCAAAGGUGACUUUGUUUGGGGAGAGUGCUGGGGGAGCAUCUGUGGGAUUCCACUUGCUCUCUCCACGUAGCCAUGCUCUUUUCAACAGGGCUGUGAUGCAAAGUGGCUCCCCUAAUGCCCCAUGGGCCACAGUCAGCAAGAAAGAGGCCUGGAACAGGUCUGUGGCCCUGGGGAAGAAACUGGGCUGUCCCCUGUCUCCACCAGCUGAUCUGGAAGCAUGUCUGCAGAAGGCUGACCCUCAGCACAUCGUAAUUAAGCAAUAUGAAGUUCUUACCCAGCCUUCACUCCUUCUUCUGCCCUUCCUCCCUCAUGUCGAUAAUAACUUUCUACUACAGGAACCAGAGGUCCUCCUGCAAAAUGGUGAUUUCAAGAAGACUGAGGUGAUGCUUGGCUUAAACAAGGAUGAAGGAACAUUCUUCGUAGUUUACGGAGUGCCUGGGUAUGACAUCACCAGUGAGAGUUUGAUUACCAGGAAUAACUUCCUGCAAGGAGUGGCCAUGACAAUGUCAGAAGCAAGUAAUGUCACAAGAGAGGCAUCCAUUUUCCACUAUACUGACUGGACAGAUGUGAAUAAUGGAAGAAAAAACCGUGACACGCUUGGUUUUCUGGUUGGAGACCAACUCUUCAAUUGUCCUGUGCUAGAGUUUGCUCAAAGGUACUCACAGCAUGGAGGAAAGACGCACUUCUAUAUGUUUGACCAUCGCUCAACCAAGAACUCUUGGCCAGAAUGGAUGGGCGUCAUGCAUGGUGAUGAGAUAGAGUUUGUCUUUGGACUGCCGCUGAAUGCCACUCUUGGAUACUCACAGAAAGACGUGAAUGUAACCAGGAAGCUGAUGAGACACUGGGCUAACUUUGCCAAGACAGGGAACCCAAGUAUCGGAGGAGUUGAUUGGCCGAAGUUUACACCAGAGGGUCAGGAGUAUGUCACUCUGAACAGCAACCCACCAGAAACAAAGAGGAUGCUAAAAGCUCAAGAGUGUCGCCUCUGGAACAGCUUAACACCAAAAAUACAGCAAGUUUCAGAUGAUCUGCUGUCAUGCGUUCAUGCUGAUGGGACUGUACUGCACUGUAGCUACACACUGCUCCUGAUUUUACUGCUCUAUACUUUAACAUAUUGACAGGCAGAGGAGAGCUGCCUUCACUCUGAUGUUAUAUCCACUGCUGAUGAUUUACUGUAAACAUGUAAGACCUGAGAGAAAAAAAGCUGGUCUCUGUAUCUGGUGCCAUUGCUUUAAUAUGAUUCAACACAGAGGCCAGUAAUCACCUGAAAUCACACGCUGGCAGUUGGUUCUUUGCUCCAGCCAUUGUACUCAUUUCACAUUGUAUAUGGUUAUUGCACUGUUUACUUUAUUCUAGAAGCAAUAGAGGAUUUUAAAAUGUGGCCCAAUGGGUU